AUGGCCACCACCGACGAGGACAAGCACUCCAAGAUGGAGGUGCCUGGCUCUCCCCCGAGCCUCGACAGCGAGAUUCACAUGGCCGACAACUCUGACGGCCUGCAGCGCCGCCUCAACAAUCGCCAGAUCCAGCUCAUCGCCAUUGGUGGCUCCAUCGGUACCGCUCUCUUCGUCAGCAUCGGUGCCGGUCUCGCCAAAGGCGGUCCCGCUAGUCUUCUCAUCGCCUUUACCCUUUACCCUCUGGUUCUCGGCCUCGUCAACAACUCGAUUGCUGAAAUGACUGUUCUCUAUCCCGUCUCUGGUGGCUUCAUCCGUCUCGCCGGUCACUUUGUCGACGAUGCCCUCGGUUUCAUGAUUGGCUGGAACUUCUUUAUAUACGAGGCCCUGCUCAUUCCUUUUGAAAUUACCGCCCUCAAUCUCGUUAUUGGCUUCUGGGAUAGUCGCAUCAAAGAACCUGGCCCUACCGCUGGUAUCUGCGCCGCCGUCAUCAUCUGCUAUGCUGCACUCAAUCUUCUCGCCGUCCGCGGCUACGGCGAAGCUGAAUUCUGGCUCUCCGGUGGCAAGGUCAUUCUGCUCUUCAUCCUCUUCGCCUUCACCUUCAUCACCAUGGUCGGCGGUAACCCCCAGCACGAUGCCUAUGGUUUCCGUAACUGGAAACACAUUGCCUUCCAAGAGUACAAGUCCACAGGCGCCAAGGGCAGAUUCGAGGGCUUUCUCGGCGCCCUCUGGAGUGCUAGCUUCGCCGUUGUCGGUCCCGAGUACAUUUCCAUGGUCUCUGCCGAGGCCAAGCGCCCCCGAAUCUAUAUCAAGACCGCUUUCAAAACCAUCUACUGGCGCUUCUUCCUUUUCUUCUUUGGCAGCGCCCUCGCUGUCGGCAUCGUCCUCGCCUGCGACAACCCCACCCUCGUCAACGUCCAGCUCGGCGACGGCGGCAGCUCCGACGCCGGCUCCUCCCCCUACGUUAUUGCCAUGCAGGCCAUGGGUAUCCAGGUCCUCCCCCAUAUUGUCAAUGCCCUCAUGCUCACCUCCAUCUUUUCCGCCGGCAACACCUACACCUACUGCGCCACCCGCUCCCUCUACGGUCUCGCCCUCGAGGGUCGCGCCCCUCGCUUCCUCCGCAAGUGCAACAGCCGAGGCGUUCCCAUCUACUGCUUCAUAGUCGUCAUGGCUUUCCCCUUCCUUUCCUUCCUCCAGGUCGGCUCGGGCUCCGCUAUCGUCGUCACCUGGUUCGUUGAACUCAUCACCGCCGGCGGCAUCAUUGACUACAUUGGCAUGUCCAUCACCUUCAUCUUCUAUUACCGCGCCUGCAAGGCACAGGGUCUCGAUCGUAAAACUCUCCCUUACUACGGCCGUUUCCAACCCUACGGUGCCUACAUCGCCAUUUUCAUCCAGCUGCUGAUUAUCCUCUUCUAUGGCUAUACUGCGUUUGCCCGCCCCAUCACAGCCGAAAAUUUCUUCAAAAACUACACCAUGCAGUGUCUCGCUCCUAUUCUGUUCUUUGGCUGGAAGCUGAUCAAGCGCACCAAGCUCAAGAACCCUGCCGAGGUUGACCUCGUCUGGGAGCGCCCCACCAUCGAUGCCUAUGAAAGCCGCUUCACCGAGCCCCCCGUCGGCUUCUGGACCGAGAUGCUGGCCCUAUUUGGCUACAAAAAAAGCAAGGUGCAACAGAUUGAGGGGUAA
Molecule: messenger RNA, 1680 nt
Organism: Beauveria bassiana ARSEF 2860
Lineage: Eukaryota; Fungi; Ascomycota; Sordariomycetes; Hypocreales; Cordycipitaceae
Product: general amino acid permease AGP2
Exons: 2
Coding region: 1-1680 (559 amino acids)
Biological process (GO): amino acid transmembrane transport
Cellular component (GO): membrane
Molecular function (GO): amino acid transmembrane transporter activity
Source: RefSeq, a predicted model, not a curated record